ACGAACGAACGAACGAGCGAGCGAGCGAGUCCGUUUGGUGGGGUUGUGGGGUGGUGGUGGAAGGUGGAGUGGAGUCAGCGAGCGAGCGAGCGAGAAUAAAGAAAGAGCGAGAGGGAAAUAUAAGAAGCGAGAAGAGAGAGGGGACACGUCUGGUCCGAUUCCGUGCGUUCGAACGAGAGAGAUAACGCGAGGGAGCGCAAGUGGCGUAUCAAGAUGGCGCAUAAUUUGGCACCGAGCGUCAACUGCUCGCUCGACGACAUUGACCUGAACGCCCUGAAGGAGCCUGCUGGGAUAUUCGAGUUGAUCGAAGUCGUCGGCAAUGGAACGUACGGGCAAGUUUACAAAGGUCGACACACCAAAACGGGUCAGCUGGCGGCCAUCAAGGUCAUGGACGUCACAGAGGAUGAAGAGGAAGAAAUCAAGUUGGAAAUAAACGUACUGAAGAGGUAUUCGAAUCAUAGAAACAUAGCUACGUACUACGGUGCCUUCGUGAAGAAGUCAUCACCAGGGAAGGACGAUCAGCUAUGGCUGGUUAUGGAAUACUGCGGAGCUGGCUCCGUCACGGACCUCGUCAAAUCGACGAAAGGUCAGAGCCUUAAGGAAGAGUGGAUUGCUUAUAUUUCGAGAGAAAUAUUAAGAGGUCUCAGUUAUCUUCACAGUAAUAAAGUUAUUCACAGGGAUAUAAAAGGACAGAACGUGCUUCUGACCGACAAUGCCGAGGUCAAGCUUGUUGACUUUGGCGUUAGCGCGCAGUUGGACAGAACGAUAGGCAGAAGGAAUACGUUCAUAGGUACACCUUAUUGGAUGGCUCCAGAAGUCAUAGCUUGCGACGAGAAUCCCGACGCUACUUACGACAAUAGAAGUGAUCUUUGGUCUCUCGGAAUUACCGCUUUGGAAAUGGCUGAAUCACAACCUCCGCUUUGCGACCUCCAUCCGAUGAGAGCCUUGUUCUUGAUACCGCGUAAUCCACCGCCGAGACUGAAGUCGAAAAAAUGGGCGAAGAAGUUUCAUGGUUUUAUCGAAACUGUGUUGGUGAAGGACUAUCAUCAGAGGCCUUACACCGAACAGUUGCUCAAGCAUCCAUUUAUUCGGGACCAACCAACGGAGAGACAAGUCAGAAUACAACUCAAAGAUCAUAUCGAUCGCUGUAAGAAACGCAAACAAGAGAAAGAAAGAGACGAUUAUCGAUACAGCGGUAGUGAAAACGAAGAAGACGAGCCAGCAUUGGCUGGCGAACCAUCCUCGAUAGUUCAAGCUCCUGGUGGCGAUACAUUGAGACGUAAUUUCCAGCAAAUUCAAGAAGGUCGGACGUUGACUCAAGACGUAUCUCCUCAAGCUCCAGCCGGUAAGGAAAAACCAAAUCAAGGUAGAUCUCAGCGGGAAGUACCAGAACCAGGCCCGCCUGCGAGACCAGCCAUUCCACACAGACUCAUCGUCGUGCCAGAUCCGCAGCCGCCUUCUCGACCUCUACCACCGACACCUAGGGACGAUCCACGACAAUCUCACAAGGUCUCGACACCACCCUCCAAUCAUCAAGCGCCUUCCGCUGGCGGUGGAGGUAGCGGGGGUUCCGGUGGUCAAGCUGCGCCUCAAAGAAACAGUCACGUGUUUAAACCUAUGCUGCCGCCGAGGAGGCCAGAGGACUUGGACAUGCUGGCCGCUCAACUCAACGAGCUUGGUGUGUCACAGGGCCCCGAGGCCCCGCCUAGGCCCAACAGGCAACAUAAAGGCCCUCCAGCAACGUCAACCUCGAAUUCGGUCCAGCCAGCGAGCGCUAACGAUCAGAACAACAAACAGAUGCAGCAAUCCUCCAGUAUUCUCGAUCAAGCACUGUCGAUCGAGAGUGACAGCGACGACGAUCUCGAAGAUGCUGGUAGUAACAAUUUGAGGAACGACGGUACACUUCUCGCUAGCGAUCCGCCUAAGCCUCUUCCCGAAUUUUCUCCUUUCAGGCCAUCGUCGGAUUCGUCGUCGUCGUCCUCGCACAACGCUCAGAAUUCGCAUCACGAAGGUAAGCCAAAAGGUGGAGCACCCAAUCGACCAUUGCCACCGACGCCAGAUGAGGAAGAAUCCGGAGAUCGUACACUAGUCAUGAAACGAAAACUUAGUCAGACAUCAGACGAUCGUGCAACGGCUAGCGACAACCGCCGCUCAGAGAUAGACGAGCAGCUCCUUCUGAAGGAGUGGGACUUCACCCGCUUCUUUCAGGGUUUUAACGAAAGGUUGGAUAAAAUGAAACAGGAGCACCAGCAAGAAGCGGCGGUCGGUACGAGCAAGUCUGGCAGCGAGGAUCGUUCCUCUUCUUCCGGCGAAAGAACCCUUAAGAGGCAGGAGCAGUUAGCGCGUAGAAAAUACGAGCAACAACAACAACAGCAGCAGCAACAUCAGCAGCAGCAGCAUCACCAGCACCAUCUUCAUCAACAACAUCAGCAGCAGCAACAUCAAAAGCAACAGCAACAACAACAACAACAACAACAACAGCAGCAGCAGCAGCAGCUUAAGGCGGUUCACAGACGACAAGAGAGCGACUCGAAGCUCGGUAAUACCUCGAGCGCGUUCGCCCGUGCAUUUCGCCGCGAAAAUUCGGAUUUCUUUCCGUCAACGAGGCACUCCGCUUAUCUCCAAAAGUCGGAUUCCUCGAGGUCGAGCAUAUUCGCGAGUGGUAAUCGACGCGGCAGCGAGAUAAGCGUCGCAGGUAUAGUCGGUAAGAAGGGUAACGCCCUUAGUACCGGCGAGCCCGUCCUUACGGACUUCUCGUUUGGACGCGACGGGCCCCAGAGGCCAAGGAGAGAAAAGACAGAGAGCGAGAUCGUCUUCGGUAACAGGCACGAGGCGAGGAGACUCGACUUCGGACGCAAUAAAGACGAUACCACAAGGAGACGCAGUUGUAGACCUUCCGAUGCGGCCCUGGCCGCGCCAGAUGACGCGGGAACGAUUAAAUCCACGGCCAGUACAACGGCUAGCGAGUACAGCCCUGUUGUCACCCAGAAUCGAGAAGGUGGUGACCGACCAAGAGGAGGAGGAGGUGGUGGCGGUGAAUUUCAAAGAUCAGACUCGUCACCUGGUUCAAGGCCAAGCUCGGUUUUACCGGACCUUUUGACUUCGUCGCCGGGUCAACGUCAGGACAAGUCGACAAGCGAGGAGUAUCGACAAGCGGUUAAAUCACCACCCCCGUUUGCACUUCAACAGAAACAGAGAUCAUUCCUGACAUUUGGAUUCGGUGCUGGACCAGCGAGGAGAGAAUCCCACGUAAACGUCAACGUGACACCUACGAGUCACGAUUUGGCCUCCGAUACACCCGAAAUACGAAAAUACAAAAAGCGUUUCAAUAGCGAGAUUUUAUGUGCAGCGUUAUGGGGCGUGAACCUGCUGAUCGGCACGGAGAACGGAUUGAUGCUGCUCGAUAGGAGCGGACAAGGGAAGGUUUAUCAGCUGAUCAGUAGGAGACGUUUUCAACAAAUGGAAGUGCUCGAGGGGCAGAAUAUUUUGGUUACCAUAAGCGGUAAGAAGAAUCGCGUGAGGGUCUAUUAUCUCUCCUGGCUGAAGAGUAAGAUUUUACGUACCGACGGCCAUAGCGAUCAAGUCGAGCGGCGCAAUGGCUGGAUAAACGUCGGCGAUCUUCAAGGAGCGGUGCAUUUCAAGAUAGUCAAAUACGAAAGAAUAAAGUUCCUUGUCAUCGCGUUGAAGGACUCGAUAGAGAUCUAUGCUUGGGCGCCGAAGCCCUAUCAUAAAUUCAUGGCUUUCAAAUCGUUCGGAGAACUGGCCCACAGGCCGCUCCUCGUCGACCUAACCGUCGAGGAAGGAACGAGAUUGAAAGUUAUUUAUGGAAGCGCCGAUGGAUUUCACGCCGUCGAUUUGGAUUCGGCGACGGUUUACGAUAUCUAUCUACCGAAGCACACUCAGGGACCGAUUUGCCCGCACUGCAUCGUCGCCUUGCCGAACAGCAACGGCAUGCAACUUUUAUUGUGCUACGACAACGAGGGCGUUUACGUGAAUACCUACGGUAGAGUAUCCAAGACGAUGGUCCUUCAAUGGGGCGAAAUGCCUACGAGCGUCGCUUACAUCGGCACGGGCCAAAUCAUGGGAUGGGGCAACAAGGCGAUCGAGAUCAGAAGCGUCGAAAGCGGCCAUCUCGACGGCGUUUUUAUGCACAAGAAAGCUCAGCGGCUCAAGUUCCUUUGUGAACGUAACGAUAAGGUCUUCUUCUCGUCGGCGAAGGGUGGAAGUUCGUGCCAGAUUUACUUCAUGACGUUAAACAAACCCGGCAUGGCUAACUGGUGAUCCCGAAUGAGGCCGAGUCUGGCCCCACGAACACCCCCGCGGAUUUUGACACACAAUCCACCGCGUGUGUCCGGUUAUACGCCAUCGGCGCGCACCCUCUACCGCCCUUCACUGCCAGGCCUGAGCGCCAUGGAAACGAGGAUAUGCGCGCACCAAUACCGACAUCAUCAUCAUCAUCACCAUCAUCAUCAUCAUCAUCAUCAUCGUCGGCAGAAUCAUCAUCAUGAUCAGCACCAUCAUCAUAAUAAUAAUAAUAAUAUUAGUCAGCGUCAAAGUCGACAUCGUAGUCAACGUCAACGUCACUAUCAACGUCAUCUCUCGACGCGUAUCUACGACGAUUACGAGGAAGAGGAAGAGGAGGAGGAGGAACAAGGGUUAGAGGGAGGAACUUACGACGGAAGAUACCGACCAUAUCCUCGGCUCUCGUUACGAAGCACCUCGGGGACUUUAACUUUUGUGAAUCUUCUCGUCAAAAGGUUCCUGUGCUUUCUCGUUUGCCCGCCCUGCGGACCGCGCGGUACACCUUAACGCGAUCGAUCGAUCCUCCCCCGAGAUGGUCUUUCUUCUCCCCCACCCCCACCCACCCCUACCCAUGAUUUUCCAUUCCGACGAAGAUUACAUGGGAAAAGAGGCGAAUGAAAAAAAGAAAAAAGAAAAAAAGGAAAAAAAAAGGAUACAGAAAAAAGGAGAGAAAAAAAAAUAAUAAAUGAACGAGGGCGCCUGCGUGGACUUUGUACUUCGUUGCUCGCUGAUAAAUCGCCGUCGAAUCGUCGUCGUCGUCCCUUCGUCGUCCCUUCGUCGUCCCUUCUUUUUUCCUCGUCGUUCGUCGAGAACGUUAAUAAUUCUCCUUUGGAAAAUCGAUGCGAGCGUUCGUUACACUCGAUAGAGCAACACGAUCGAUGGGUACUCGCGAGCGAUAUUUAGAUAGAUCGUUAUUGCGAAAACGGGACGAACACUUUUCUUUCGGUAAACGCGCGCGAACGCUCGCCAAAAUGAACAUGCGAAUGAAAUCGUGCGACGAUCGUGAACGCGAGUUAUCAGUCAAGCGACGAUCAAUCGCUUAAAUCGUAAAGUUGUUUUUAAGCGCUAAGAACUCUUAACGACGUGAGUGUUUUUGAUCUUGUACGAGUAAGAAGACGUUGGUCUUUCCUCCCCUCCCUUCUCAAUAUGUUUUUACUAACAGUGGCAAAUUUUUCUAUCGAGCACGGAGCUAAGUGACGUUUCGCGUUUAUACGGUCGAAGGCAGUCGUUCGGCAGAUAUACGGACGCGUGGAAACGCGAUCUAUAAUGCGUCUACGGAUUACGA
Molecule: messenger RNA, 5587 nt
Organism: Vespula pensylvanica (western yellowjacket)
Lineage: Eukaryota; Metazoa; Arthropoda; Insecta; Hymenoptera; Vespidae
Gene: msn
Product: serine/threonine-protein kinase mig-15
Exons: 21
Coding region: 214-4281 (1355 amino acids)
Biological process (GO): protein phosphorylation
Molecular function (GO): ATP binding; protein kinase activity
Source: RefSeq, a predicted model, not a curated record